AGGGUCAAUUUCAAUCGGCGUGCUCAUUUGAACAAGAGGAACCGCUACGAAGAAGAAGAGAAGAGCGGCCCAGUACUGAUUAUUCAACUUUCAAGUUAAUAUUGAUGGAGUGGCAGCCAGAUGAGCAGGGACUUCAGCAGGUCCUACAGCUGCUCAAAGACUCCCAGUCACCUAACACAGUCACACAGAGAGCUGUCCAACAAAAACUCGAACAACUCAACCAGUUCCCUGACUUUAACAACUAUCUCAUCUUUGUCCUUACACGACUCAAAACUGAAGAUGAGCCGACUCGCUCUCUAAGUGGUCUGAUACUGAAGAACAAUGUCAAAGCCCACUACCAGAACUUCCCAUCAGCCGUUGCUGACUUCAUCAAGCAGGAAUGCCUCAACAACAUCGGCGAUCCCUCGCCGCUCAUCCGUGCCACCAUUGGCAUCCUGAUCACAACUAUUGCCUCCAAAGGAGAGCUGCAAACAUGGCCCGAGCUGCUGCCUCAGCUCUGCAACUUGCUCAACUCAGAGGACUACAACACGUGCGAGGUCUGCACUUCCUGUUUGGCAUUUGACUCAUUUAGAUAGUUGCAUUUUCAUUUGAACCAGUUUCUUCAUCACUACAAUGUCUGAUCAUUGCUUUUGUUGCUCUGCAGAUCCCAUGCCAUAGCCUGCGUGAACCAGUUCAUCAUCGGCCGAGCCCAAGCCCUGAUGGACAACAUUGACACUUUCAUAGAGAGCCUGUUUGCGCUGGCAGCAGAUGAGGACUCUGAGGUCAGGAAGAAUGUGUGCCGAGCCCUGGUCAUGCUACUGGAGGUCCGCAUCGACCGCCUGAUCCCCCACAUGCACAGCAUCAUCCAGUACAUGCUGCAGCGAACCCAGGACCCUGACGAGAACGUGGCUCUGGAGGCCUGCGAGUUUUGGCUGACUCUAGCAGAGCAACCCAUCUGUAAAGAGGUGCUCUCCGGACACCUAGUGCAACUGAUCCCUAUCUUAGUAAAUGGGAUGAAGUAUUCUGAGAUAGACAUCAUACUACUGAAGGGUGACGUGGAGGAGGACGAGGCGGUACCAGACAGCGAGCAGGACAUCAAACCCCGUUUCCACAAGUCGCGCACGGUCACUUUGCAGCAUGAAGGAGGCGAGGGGGAGGAGGGGGAGGACAUAGAGGAAGACGACGACGACGAUGACGACACGCUGUCUGACUGGAAUCUGCGGAAAUGUUCUGCAGCAGCACUGGACGUGCUGGCCAACGUGUUCCGCGAUGAGUUGCUACCCCACCUCCUGCCACUCCUCAAAGGCCUGCUCUUUCACCUUGACUGGGUGAUCAAGGAGUCUGGUAUCCUGGUGUUGGGGGCCAUAGCUGAGGGCUGCAUGCAGGGCAUGGUGCCCUACCUGCCGGAACUCAUCCCUCACCUCAUCCAGUGUCUGUGUGACAAAAAGGCCCUGGUCCGCUCCAUUGCCUGCUGGACCUUGAGUCGCUAUGCACACUGGGUGGUUUCCCAGCCCCCCGACUCAUAUCUCAAACCGCUCAUGACGGAGCUCCUGAAACGCAUCCUGGACAGCAACAAGAAGGUGCAGGAGGCCGCCUGCAGUGCAUUUGCAACCUUGGAGGAAGAGGCAUGCACAGAGCUGGUGCCAUAUCUGAGUUACAUUCUGGACACUCUGGUCUUUGCUUUCGGGAAGUACCAGCACAAGAAUCUGCUCAUCCUGUAUGAUGCCAUAGGAACUCUGGCAGAUUCAGUGGGUCACCAUCUCAAUCAGCCUGAGUACAUUCAGAAGCUGAUGCCCCCUCUUAUUGCAAAGUGGAACGAGCUGAAGGACGAAGACAAGGAUCUUUUCCCUCUGCUGGAGUGUCUCUCGUCAGUAGCCACCGCCCUGCAAAGUGGGUUUCUGCCCUACUGCGAGCCCGUCUAUCAGCGCUGUGUCACAUUAGUCCAGAAGACACUAGCUCAGGCUAUGAUGUACAACCAGCAUCCAGACCAGUAUGAAGCUCCUGACAAGGAUUUCAUGAUUGUGGCCUUGGAUCUGCUGAGCGGCCUGGCUGAAGGUCUGGGAGGACACGUGGAACAGCUUGUGGCUCGCUCUAACAUCAUGACGCUGCUUUUCCAGUGCAUGCAGGAUACCAUGCCCGAAGUGAGGCAGAGCUCCUUUGCUCUCCUGGGCGAUCUAACAAAGGCAUGCUUCCUCCACGUGAAGCCCUGUAUUGCUGAGUUCAUGCCCAUCCUUGGGCUCAACCUGAACCCAGAGUUUAUCUCCGUGUGUAACAACGCCACCUGGGCCAUAGGGGAGAUCUCCAUGCAAAUGGGUGCAGAAAUGCAGCCGUAUGUGGGUAUGGUGCUGCCACACCUGGUGGAGAUCAUCAAUAGACCCAACACUCCCAAGACUUUGUUGGAAAACACAGCCAUUACGAUCGGCAGGCUGGGUUUCGUGUGUCCUCAGGAAGUGGCGCCACAGCUGCAGCAUUUCAUUAGGCCAUGGUGCACGUCGUUGAGGAAUAUAAGAGAUAAUGAGGAGAAGGACUCGGCUUUCCGGGGAAUCUGUGUGAUGAUCGGCGUGAACCCUGCAGGAGUGGUGCAGGACUUUAUUUUCUUCUGUGAUGCUGUGGCCUCAUGGGUGAACCCGAAGGACGACCUGAGGGACAUGUUUUAUAAGAUCUUGCAUGGCUUCAAGGACCAGGUCGGAGAGGAGAACUGGCAGCAGUUCUCUGAGCAGUUCCCUCCUCUGUUGAAGGAGCGUCUGUCAGCCUGCUACGGCGUCUAACCCGGCCACCCCUUUGGUCCACGCAGGACACUGACCUGUUAGGUUAAUGAAGGGGAGGGUAACAGGGGAACUCAUUGCACUGCCCAGAACGUGGGGAGAAACUAGAGCUGGAGGGACGUGACUGGCCUUGACCCUCCACUCUGCGGAUAGCCUCCAUUUCCCCUCCCCCGUUGCCCUGUUUGUCUCUCUGAGGGAGGGUGGGAGGAGGGUGGUGGGUGUGGGGAGGGUAAACUGGGGAUAUACACAUACCUCUCGGAUAAAACGCCUCACUAAAUCCAAAAUGCUCAAAAGUGACUUUUCGCCAACAGCACCGCAGGGAUUCUAGGUAGGUGAGGGCAAAACGGAGGCCAAGUUCGACCUCCCCCCCUCCUCGAUAUUUUCUUUCCUCUUUUUUUUUUUUUAUUUUAAAUUAGUCUGACAUAGAUGACGGCUGGGAGGGGAGGGGGGGGGUGGCAGAUAGGUACACUUUUAAAAACAAAACAAAAAGGAAUUAUCUGAAACAGCAUAGGGUGCCACAGUCCCAAAUACCCCACACAGGUGUUUAAACAGGCUCGUGCCAGAGGCUAAAUAAUAAAAACAGGCGCUUUUACUAUGUAA
Neolamprologus brichardi is the source of this 3344-nucleotide messenger RNA. The record is from RefSeq and is a predicted model, not a curated record. NCBI's taxonomy places the organism in Eukaryota, Metazoa, Chordata, Actinopteri, Cichliformes, Cichlidae.